AUGGAAGUGCACGUGGAGGAGGUCCUUUCUUGCUCGGGCAGUGCCGUCGCACCUGUGGCUGUUGUCCGCGAGCUGCCACGAAUAGGAGAUUUCCAGUUUGGCGCUCAGGAAGACGCGCAUGAAUUCUUCGGCUGUGCCGUGGAUGCCAUGCAGACAGCUUGUUUGAGCAGCAGCAGCGACUGGGAUGCAGCUCAAGGCAGCACAGUCAUUGAUCAGGUCUUUGGAGGACUUCUAAGAUCCAGAGUAACAUGCUGGAGCUGCAAAGCUGUUUCAGACACCUACAAGGCAUUCCGUGAUAUUUCUUUGGAUAUCAGGAAAGCCACAUCUGUCACCAGAGCUCUGAAGGACUUUGUCAGACCCAAGCAUCUGAAUGGCAAAAACAGCUAUAGAUGUAGCAAGUGUGAACAGCGGGUCAGUGUGUCCAGGAGACUUACAAUCCACCAGGCCUCCAACGUCCUGACUGUGCGCUUGAAGAGAGUCGAUCCUUUCUCUGGCAGAAAGAUUACCAAGUUCGUGCGGUACCCAGAAUAUUUGGAAAUUGGCAAAUACACAUCUGAAGCGUCUGGAGGACCACUCCUCUAUUCCUUGUAUGCCGUCGUGAUCCAUGAAGGUCACAGCUGUCAGCGAGGACACUAUUACUGCUUUGUAAAGGCCAGCGAUAGACGGUGGUACAGGAUGGACGAUGCGUCUGUGGUUCUGUGUGACAUCCAGACAGUUCUCAGCCGGUGUGCAUAUUUACUCUUCUAUGUCAGGCGCCACGAUUUGACCCCUCGAGCGGGCGCUGAACGCCAGGAGACACAGAGUGCUGGGUUGGCAAAGUCGGUUCAAGAUGCGAAGAAUCCAUUUUCUGGAGGCUUCGUGGCACCGAGAAAGCCAGAAGGUGAAGCAGAUACGCAGAGGAUCCAGCGGAACGGAAGCCCAUGGGACUCUGCAGCGCCUCACCCUCAGUGCUUCGGCACGAAGAGAAGGCACUCUGCCACUGAGGAGGGGGAGAAGCUGGACGGGAGCCACCCAGACUGUCCGCCUCCCAAGUUCAGGCGCACCGGCCCUGUGGAAACGCAGAAGCGCGCUCCCCAUCAGCUGCAGCGUGGCAGAGAGAUCCUGCACCGCUCUUCCCACAGGGCCAGAAACAGCUCGGGUUAUGGCAGAAGCUCCAUUUGGGAACGGCUGUACAGCUCGAGCGGCCACCGAGCAGACUGGCACCCCGGGUCGCGAGGGGAGCAGCAGCCUGCGAAAUACUCACUCGAAAAACAAGGCUUUCAUCGGGGAGAUGACCAGAACCAGCUCCGGAGCCUGGAUGGGGCUGAGCAUCGACCAGACGCGCGGGCAGGAAUGGAGCUGGUGGGACGGAUCCGCGUUACAAGCAGCCCUGCUGAAGAUGCUCAUGCUGUGGCCAAGAAGCAGCUGGAGAAGGAAACGCUGAUGCGCGUGGACCUGGAGAAUCGGUGCCAGAGCUUGCAGGAAGAUCUGGAGUUCAGGAAGAAUGUGUUUGAGGAGGUAUUGCCAACCUAG
This is a messenger RNA of Columba livia (rock pigeon), 1512 nucleotides long. RefSeq names its product ubiquitin carboxyl-terminal hydrolase 42-like. The transcript is spliced from 11 exons. Gene Ontology annotation, cellular component: nucleus; cytosol. Gene Ontology annotation, biological process: regulation of apoptotic process; protein deubiquitination. Gene Ontology annotation, molecular function: cysteine-type deubiquitinase activity. The record is from RefSeq and is a predicted model, not a curated record. The coding region runs from base 1 to 1512 and encodes 503 amino acids. Lineage: Eukaryota; Metazoa; Chordata; Aves; Columbiformes; Columbidae.